AUGGGUACUAGUUCAUAGGCUCCUCAGAGUGAAUUGUUGCAUCAAACUAUUUCGGGAAGAAAAAAAAAAACAAAAAUAAAAUACAACUGCAUCUCAUUUUGCAUAAACAAUGACCGAUUUAGACCCUUGGAAGGUCCAGGUCCAACAUCCAGAACAUUCUAACUCUGCCACCAACGGAAAAGUAACAGACGAAAUCAACAAUUCUACGGAAACAACAAACUCAGCUUUGGGAUUUGAGGAUAGUUUUAUUGGAGCUGAAAAUAAUAAUUGCAGCAGUGAUAAGAAGAGACCAGAAAACACAAAUAAAUCGAAUAAUAAACCUGAACACCAACCGCUGCCAGAUUCUCAAACCUAUUUGAAAGGAUUGGAACGAAAAUUGGACAAAUUAAAAAAGAAUUCAAAACUUGUUGAAGCUUUGUCGGAAAAACGUAGCGAUUGUUUACGAUCCCUAAUUCAAGGUGAUUUGUCUGGAAGCAAUUCAAACAAUGAUUUGCUCCUGGAAUUAGAAGCAAGCAUUAAUUCCGAUUCUGCAGUACAUAAUUUAUAUCGUCAAAUACAACCAGUUCAGGCUGUAACUGUCGGUGAAACUGUACAUAUUGUUAAGUACGAUCAAUUAGAGGAACAGCGUUUGGAGGCUGACGCCGAAGAAAACGGAGAAUUACCAGCAAGUCGAUA
Messenger RNA from Musca domestica (house fly), 675 nucleotides. RefSeq lists its product as uncharacterized. NCBI's taxonomy places the organism in Eukaryota, Metazoa, Arthropoda, Insecta, Diptera, Muscidae. Gene Ontology annotation, biological process: cilium organization. The record is from RefSeq and is a predicted model, not a curated record.